This is a messenger RNA of Parnassius apollo (apollo), 567 nucleotides long. Lineage: Eukaryota; Metazoa; Arthropoda; Insecta; Lepidoptera; Papilionidae. The record is from the annotation of a GenBank genome assembly.
AUGUCUGCUGACCAUAAGGCGGGCCCAUUAAAGCAGCUUCAGGGGCUCAUCUGGAAGCAAGGCUAUGAUAAUGGUGAUAUUAAGGGGCACGUUUAUGAUGACGUAUCACUGGCCCUUGAGCAAUGGCAAUCUGUUGAAGGACAAAAAGUCUAUAUUUACUCUUCUGGUCAAGUCCAAGCACAGAAGCUGCUCUUUGAGGCGGACAGUUAUUCUGCGAUAACAGAGAGUAUUGGCUGCAAACCUGAUGAGAUUCUGUUCCUUACUGAUGUUCUAAAAGAGGCGGAGGCGGCGCGCGCGGCAGGGCAUCACGCGGCGCUGGUGAGCCACGAGGGCAACGCGCCGCUACCCGCCGGCGCCGGUGCCGCCUUCGCCGUGCUGCACAGCCUGGCGCAGCUCGCCUCCAACAAGCGCAAGACCGAAGCACAGGACGAGCUGCCCCCAAAAAUUGCCAAAACUGACAACGAGGGCAAUGCCAAAAGUGAACCAGACGUAGAGCCUGUCGUCUCCGCCAGUGUGGAAAAAUCAGAAAUGGGGAAGAAAAAGUUAUUGGUUCUGCAAAAGAAGUAA